AUGGAGGUAACUGCAGUACAAGUUUCCUGUACUAAAGAACUCUCUGAAAAUUUAAACACCAAAAAGUAAAACUGAAGAAAAAAAACCGCAUUAACUGAACAUCUUGGCUGCAGUCAAAUCAAUUUUCACAUGGUAAAGGAGCAACCCACUUUUUCAAUGUUAUCGGUGGUCACAGGCAAGGAUACCAGGCAGAUAUAAGCAUGUCACCAGCUUAGUGAAUUGGAAGUCACAAUUUUGCUGGUCUUCCGGCUUGGGCCAUUUCAGUUGUGAGGCCAAUUCCCCUUGUGAUCAAUGGUGUUAAAAUUCAUGACGUAUCUCAAAUAUUUUUACAGUUAAAGGGAACUUAUGUGGUCAGUUUAAAAAGGCAGAGUUUAGUUGGUUUUCUUCUUGCUACGGCAAGUGAUGCAAUGGCAAUCAAACCAGGUCUUCAGGUUUCUCAGCAGGAUAAUUGUAUUAUUCAGCUCAAGGACCUGCCUGCGAUGUUGGCAGAUGAAGUUAAAGAACUGUUAGUUAAGUCAGACACAGGUAAAAAAAUUCGACACCCAAGCCCUAGACAUCCACCUCACUUCAAUGGAAAGUAG
This is a messenger RNA of Porites lobata, 581 nucleotides long. The record is from the annotation of a GenBank genome assembly. Lineage: Eukaryota; Metazoa; Cnidaria; Anthozoa; Scleractinia; Poritidae.